GCAAAAUAAAUCAAAUCUUCGGUUUCUUCUUCGACCCGACAGGGCUUUUCUCCCUUUCCGACACUGCGAUCCAGCGGAAGCGCUCUGAUCCCAAUCGUAUACAUCUCAUCGAUAUCGCCGUCAAUGGAGAUCCCAAUCGCAAAGUCUCUGAUCUCUGCACUGAUAGCUCUGAUACUCAUAUCGACGUCGUUCGCGAGCACAGACGUUCCUUUCAUAGUGGCCCACAAGAAGGCCGCUCUCACCAGGCUCAAGUCCGGCGCUGAACGCGUCUCCGUCUCAAUUGAUAUCUACAACCAAGGAUCCUCGACAGCAUAUGAUGUAACACUUGUUGAUGAUAGCUGGCCCAAAGAUGCAUUUGAUGUUGUCAGUGGUAACGCUUCUCAGUCAUGGGAAAGGCUUGAUGCUGGAGGUAUUCUAUCUCACUCUUUUGAACUGGAGGGCAAAGUGAAAGGAAUGUUCUAUGGUGCACCAGCUAUGAUCACUUUCCGUGUACCUACAAAAUCUGCUCUACAGGAAUCAUAUUCAACUCCUAUACUGCCUCUAGAUGUCCUUGCAGACAGAACCCCAGAGAAGAAGUUUGAGUGGGCUAAGAGAUUGCUGGCUAAAUACGGAUCCCUCAUCUCUGUGAUCUCUAUCAUCGUUCUGUUUGUGUUCUUGGUUGCUUCACCAUCAAAAUCUGGUGCUGCAAAAGGAAGCAAGAAGAAGCGAUAAAUUAUUAGAGCUGCAAAAAAAAAAAAAUUAUUAGAGCUGCAAAGUAAUCCGGCAGUAUGUAUCACACUGGAUAUUACGUGUUGCACGAGCAUGUCUUUCCUGUUCCUAGUGAAAGUAGUUUUUUUCCCUCUUAAAUUUAGAACCUUUUUGUUUAUUUCAAAAAAAAAUUUAGAACUUUUUGUUGUUGGAAACUCUUAAUUGGAUGACUUUUAACCAGUUAGCAAAAGGUGAACCAGUUGAUUCUUACUUUGCCAAAGUGCUGAA
Molecule: messenger RNA, 975 nt
Organism: Carica papaya (papaya)
Lineage: Eukaryota; Viridiplantae; Streptophyta; Magnoliopsida; Brassicales; Caricaceae
Product: translocon-associated protein beta (TRAPB) family protein
Cellular component (GO): endoplasmic reticulum; membrane
Source: RefSeq, a predicted model, not a curated record